Echinococcus granulosus is the source of this 336-nucleotide messenger RNA. RefSeq lists its product as hypothetical. NCBI's taxonomy places the organism in Eukaryota, Metazoa, Platyhelminthes, Cestoda, Cyclophyllidea, Taeniidae. The coding region runs from base 1 to 336 and encodes 111 amino acids. The transcript has 2 exons. The record is from RefSeq and is a predicted model, not a curated record.
AUGGAUGGAGUACCAGCUGCUGCUGCUGCUUUAUUUGACGACAACCAAAAGCAACUCCACUUGACUCCGUUCUUUAAAAGGCAACUGCAUUAUCGUCUAAUGCUAGUACUCCAUUUGGAAGCCAACACAUUUACUACCCAGCCACGCUUCAGUCACAAUUCACAAAUUAUUUAUAUUUCAUCCGCACAAGCUACAAGGCGUACUGGAACAUCUCAACGUGUACCCUGCUACUGCUGUGACACGCGCCCCGCACUUCCGUCCAGUGUAAUCGUGCAUGAUCUCACUCGCACCACCAAGAUGAUGGUACAAAUCGGAGAGACGAAAGGGCUUCUAUAA